UGAUAAUGGAGCGUUUUGGGAAGAUGCGGUUGAGAAAGCGAUUAAAAAAGUAAAAAAUCCAAACGCGCUUCUAGAUUUCCGUUCUCUCUUGAAAAAAUACCCUACAAGCUUAUUUAAGAAAGCAUCCGAUAAUUUGAACGCCCUAAAAAUGAUGCUAGUAGAGCAACUCAAGGAAGAAGCUUGGAAAUCUACGUUGUUCAUUAACAUGGCGCUUGAAAAGUUUGCGGAGUGCAAUUCGAUCGUUAAAUCACAACAGGAGGUUGAAUGCUCAUAUGUACAUAAUUUCCUCAAAUGUUUUACAAACGGUUCCACAUCCUUGGAAAAAUUCUGGAACAGAGAUUUACACCACUUAUUUGAUUCAAGAGAAUUUGCUAUGACAAUAUCAAAAUUUUAUCUUGAUACUUUGACGACGUUGGAUUCUGAUAAUGGAACGCCAUUGAUUGUGUCGGAUUUAAUAAAAAAUAAGGACGUGAGGCUCCAGCAAUAUAUCGAAUAUGUUGAUUCCCAAUCAUUCUCAGAGGAGUUCAUUAGCUCAAAUUGCACCUUUAACCUGUUGAGACCAAAAAAUAUGACUUUGAAUGACAGUUGUUUGGCAAAAGAAAAAUAUUUUGAGCCUAUUGCAGGAUACGAUGACAUCUUAAAGAUUAAAAAUUUGAAAAUGAUGGAGGCAUACCCUGUGAUGGCUGCUGCUGCAAUUUGUCAUGAAGCGAAUGGAAGUUUGAUCACGACUGCUGACUUUAGAAAUAUAUCCAUCCUCAUAAACAUCACGUCGAAUGUCUACAAACUUUAUUUACGGGCAACCCUCGGCACGGUUUCUCUUGCAGGUUCUAUCGAUCCCAAUAUUCUUGUGGACGAAAUUUAUGAAGACUCUAAAGGAGUGUUUCGUUGGUGCAGUACCUCGGCUGAGGUUCCAAAACAUUUUGUUGGCUUCCACCACGCCUUUGUUUACACGUACGAUAUUUCUAAAUUGAAAUAUGACUCUAGGCCUGUAAGCCCUAGUUUGGGUCAGUCGUCAUUCAUUACAUUUUUUUGCAAGUUUGAAAAAUCUUUUUUGGCACUAUGCAAAACGAUUGCGUAAAUUUGACGUUGAAGAACUCUACAUUUGCAUUGAAUUCAGCUCCAAAUACACCUUGUUUGUCAGUUUUAAGCAUAAACAUUAAUUUUUGGCAGUGUUUUCUGUAUUGCAAAAUAAAGGUGAGAACUGAUAUGACACAUUCUUGCUUCAACAAAAACAAUUAUGCUAUCUGUAGUUGAAGGAAGAACUAAAACUUUGUCACGGAGUAAGGUUUUUCUCUUGGAAUUUAACAUAAUUAUUGUAUACUCUUAAUUUUUAAAUAAAUUUAAAGCAGUGGUAUACGCGUUGUAACAACAAGAUACAUGCACUAGCUGUUUAUUAGUUAAUUCAACGUUUUGUUGACGAUUUUGUUAAUGUGCACGACCAUGAUUUUGAUUUCUGAAGCUUUUAUUGUGAAA
Molecule: messenger RNA, 1473 nt
Organism: Cloeon dipterum
Lineage: Eukaryota; Metazoa; Arthropoda; Insecta; Ephemeroptera; Baetidae
Exons: 8
Coding region: 149-1078 (309 amino acids)
Source: RefSeq, a predicted model, not a curated record